AUGGAUGGGAUAUCAUCUAUCACGGCAAUUGAUCAAAAGAUGGCUGAGAUGCGCAUCAAAAAUUUAGAAUUACUGAAACGUCAUCAGGAAAUCGAAGAAGACCGUCAACUUGCUGAACAAUCAGGGGCAAUAACAUCUGCAGUUGAAUAUACAAAAGACACGUCAAUAACACCAAUAGCAAUGCGAAAUACAACGAAACAACGUGGACGACAUGUAGCAACUCAACAACAUUCUCAAGAAAGUCAACAUGAACAAAUGCAUCGAACACCAAUAAGACGAAAAUUUGAACAUGAUCGUGCUGAUCUACAAUCUCAACGUGUACAAAGAGUUGAUUAUAAUCGUUUAAAACAUGAACGAGCACAUGAAGUUACCAAUUCAUGUUAUAAUAAUAAUAAUACAAUUAGUCCUGAAUUACUUGAAUAUGCAUAUCCAUUCCAUUAUCAAUCAGAAAAUAAUUAUGAUGCCGACGAACCGGCACAUGCAAAAAAACUUGUCAUUGUAAACAAUCAAGAAUCGUCAGGCAAACACUCGUCGACUACACGUAUUGGGAGUGGACGUUUUAAUCAACAACAACAACGAACUCAAGAACAAGGCCAACGUCGACGAGAAGAACGAAUGCGUCGAUCCGGAGUACAUAAUAAUGGUCAUCCAGGAGGACCUUCAGAAUUUCAUCUAGAUGUACCACAAAUACCAAUAUGGCAAAAUAAUUCUAUACCACCUUCACUUCCACUUCAUGUACAACUUUUACCAACAAAUAUGAAUGGACAUCAUACAAAUGUUGAUCAUCUUAUGACUAAUGGUGGCGAUCAAAUUGAUCAAUCUACAUAUCUUCAUAAUUUUAUGUAUUCACCGUCUACACAAUCAUCAUCAUUUAAUGGAAAUGGUACUGUUUAUUUUACUCAUCCAUCAUCAUCUAUGCCAAAUGGUCCACCUUCAUCUCAAAAUUCUCAAACACAUUUUCAUCAAUAUCAUCCAACACGUACAUUUGAAAAUUCAAAUCGACAGCAAUUUCAUAAUUCAACACCUUUUCAAUCAUCACCUGUUUUUCAAUCGACUACUCCACUUACUGCUCCUCCUCCUUCAACAACUCCUUCACAAUUAUUAACACCAUCAUCUUCAUCUUCUCAUCUUCAUCAACAACAACAACAACAAGAAAAUUUAUCGAUGGAUUUACCACCACGAUUUCGUCGUUUAAAAAAAUCCGAUCAAGAUAAUAAAUAUUCACAAUCUCGACCCAUGUCUAGUGAUUUUGAACAUCUACGUAAUUCAUCUUUACGUUUUAAUAAUGAUAAUCGUUUUCAAACACGUCCACAAUCAUUUUAUGAUUUUGCAUCUCAACAACAUCAAUCAAAUAAUAAUUUUUUUCGUUCUUCAAAUAACAAUAAUAAUAAUAAUAAUAAUCGUUACCAAAGAAAUACUCCUAACACUAAUAAUCUUCCACUUUCGGCAUAUAUGAAUACCGAUGAUGCAUCAUAUCAAAAUGAAAAUAUUAAUAAUAAUAAUUAUUGGGGAACAUCAUCAUCAUCAUAUCAACGACGACGAUCAACACAACAACAAAGAACAUAUCAAGAUAAACAUCAAUUUCCAUUAUCAUCAUAUGAUCCUCGUCAAUAUGGUUUCAAUAAUAAUAAUUAUCAACAACGACGAAAUGAUUUUAAUAAUCGACCAAAUUCUAAUCGACGUAAUCCAAAUAAUAAUAAUAAUAAUAAAAAUCAUAUAAAUGAUACAAAUGAUAUUGAUCUUAUUGAAGAAUGGUGGGAAGAUGAUAAUACCGAAUUAAUAAGUCUCAAUAAUCAACCUAAAACAAAUAUUGAUUCACAGACAACAAUAACAACUGUUAAUGAUAGUGGAAAUAGUUCAUUAUCAACAAGUAUGCAUUUGAAAGAAUCAACAUUAGAUGAUGAAGAAAAUAAUAUUUCAAUAAAUGAUUUUAUUAGUCCACCAUCGGAUACAUCAACAACUGAUAGUAACAUUAUUGAAUCACUUGAUCAACUUCAACAACAAUUGAAAUUAGAAGAAGCUGUUGAACAACAAUUAGCAUCAGAAAAUGAUCAUAUUGAUGGUGAUUUUUCAGCAUUAGAUAAAGAACCGACGAUCUAUGAUACAGCUCAUUUUCUACAAUGGGCAAAAGAAAAAUUUAGAGAGGAAUUAGCAGGUCGACUUACAGCGAAGGAAAUUCAACAACAUGAUGCUGUAACAAGUGAUGAUGAUGAUGAUGACGAUAAUAAUAUUGUUGCAUCUACUGAUAUUAAACUAGACAAUGUUCAUAUUGAUCAAACAACAGAUGAUGAUAAUGAAAAUCAUGUAGAAAAUAUGGAUGAACUUGAGGAUAAUCUCAAUCAAAAAUUAACUAUUGAAGAAAAUACAAAUAAAUCCAUUACUGUUGAAUGA
Messenger RNA from Adineta steineri, 2391 nucleotides. The record is from the annotation of a GenBank genome assembly. NCBI's taxonomy places the organism in Eukaryota, Metazoa, Rotifera, Eurotatoria, Adinetida, Adinetidae.